UACAGUAAGCUUUGAAUAUGACAUUACUAAUAUCAGAUAUCUGAAAAUUAUGACAUUAUUAACAUCAAUGCGCCAAUUUUGUAAAAUGUUUUCAUCAAUAUUCAAUGGUAAAACUCAGAUUACUUCGUCCUGACGAAGUCUCUAUUCAGAAACGAAAGCUCGGCGAUUUGUGAAAUAGGAUUUUUCCAUUACACUGAGAAGAUGAGGGCUGCUGCGAAGAUUUAAUUUAUGUGGCUAUAGAAGGGUUUGGCGGAUUACUUCGAGCCUCACUUGACCCUCUUUAUAUGUCAAACAUUUCGAAAUAAAUUUUCGUGACUCGAGUGCCUCUGGAAAAGGAAAAUGACCACCGAGGAUACCUCCGGCCCCAGUGCUGCGCCUGACAGUGGAGCAACAGAUCGGCAAACCAUAACGGAAAAUAACAAAGGAGAUCCUGCCGUAACUCAAGUACCCGAUGGAAUGAGUGCUCAAAGAGUCUUCAAGAAAGUCUCUCCAAAUCAAAAACUCACCCUGUAUUUGAGCUCUCGGGACUUGGUAGUAUCGCCAAAUGGAAUCGAUAGGUUGCAAGGCGUCCUUCUCGUCGAUCCGGAGUUCGUAGAGGACAGAAAAGUGUACGGUCAGGUCACACUCACCUUCAGAUACGGCAGGGAAGACGAAGAGGUGAUGGGAUUGAAAUUCUGCAACGAGGCGAUCAUGUGUUUGACUCAACUGUAUCCCCCGCACACAGGCACGCCAGAAGCAAUCACCCCUCUGCAGGUUUCACCAGAAAAACUAGUCCUGGAGUCGAAAGACACGAAGGAAUUCAGGAUCCAUUCGGUGCUUGUUGAUAAUGUAUAAACAUUC
Molecule: messenger RNA, 840 nt
Organism: Leptinotarsa decemlineata (Colorado potato beetle)
Lineage: Eukaryota; Metazoa; Arthropoda; Insecta; Coleoptera; Chrysomelidae
Product: arrestin homolog
Biological process (GO): G protein-coupled receptor internalization; signal transduction
Cellular component (GO): cytoplasm
Molecular function (GO): G protein-coupled receptor binding
Source: RefSeq, a predicted model, not a curated record